UCCGCCGGCCUGUGUCCACCUCAGGCCCCGGGGGUGCCCACUGGGAGAGUCAGGGCGGCGGGCACGGAGGCGGCGUGCCCGGGGCCCGGCCGUGUUGCGCUGAGGGAGGCGAGGGCCGGGCGGUGACACGUAGCGUCCCGCCGCCCCCCCCGCAGGCGUUACACUGAAUGUUCUGAGGGGCCGGGCGGGGGCUCCGCGCCCACCUGCAGCCGGCCGCACCCGUAGCGCUGUCUGCUCCAGGGCUCUGCACGUUUCGGCCCUGUUCCUGCUUCCAGCCGCGGCUGCGGAGGGGUUUAGUGCGAUGCAUAGAUAGCACUGGGGUUGCUUUUAAUUUGUCGUAGCUAAUCGGAUUUUAAAAAGUUGGAUCGCGUUCUCCUCAGGAAGCUGUGUGCCUCUUUGUGGUUUGCUGCCUGUUGCGGAUGUGUUUUUCAGUUUUCUUGAUGACACCAACCUACAGAGAGAUGUGACUUCUUACCAGAGAAACAAAGCUAAUUCAGCAUAAGGCAAAAGUUCAUCUUAAUCAUAAAACUUUAAUAACAAUACGAUGAAACCUUGCUUAAUAGACAUAAUAACAGCAAGCUCUUAAUCAGUUCGUUUGUAUAUAAUAGAAAUGUUUGAGAUCAAGUCCUGCAGUAGUAAGGUAACUUUAGCUGUUGAGCAGUAUUUAGUGAGUACGCUUCUAAGAAGAGUAUUAUAAAAUUUCAGCCCCCUGAAUCAGUAGAUUAAAUGAUAAACUGCCCUUGAAUUGGGGAGAAAGAAGUGCGUGUUUAUUCCAGAAAAGCUGAUUCAAAGACAUGCAUGUUAGACUGUAUUGUGGCCCCUCAAUAAAUUCUUAAGUUAAUUCAUGCUUAUCAAAUGCCACUUAAAAAAUAUUUUUGAACAGUGUAGGUCCUUGUCCCCUGCUAAAGCAUGAAUCGUGAUUUAAAUCCAAAAUAGUUCCAAUAUGAAUAAUCACAUUCCAAGAACUGGAGAUUUAAGCAAUGUUAGAUGGGUGCUGGAGUGUAUUUGAAACAUUACUAGUUUGAGUGCUCCCCCAGAAGUUUUUGAUAGUACAGUGCUUUCAUCUGAAAACUGAAAGGUUUUUUAAUGUUUGUUAACUGUAUCUGCGCUGUAAUGUGCCUCUUUUUUUUUCCUUUAAUAACAAGGGCAAACCUCCUCUUUACCUUGAAAUAAACUGUCAAUUACGAAUGCUGUUAUCCUUCAGUAUCCUUCUUCUGCUUUGCUUUUAUGGCACACCUGAAGAGAUGCUUCAGACCUGUAAAUGUGACUGGUAGGGGAGAGAGACCUGUUCCUAACUAUGUCCAGGAGAAAGCUGGAGAACAAGAGCCUUUCUGGCUUGUUAGCCAUGUCUCUGCAGACACAAAUCAGGACGGACAAUUUCUACAACUCUUACAUGCUGGAGUCAAAAGAGCUAGGAAGAGGAAGAUAUGCUGUGGUUAGAAAAUGCAUAGCUAAAUCCACAGGCCAAGAAUAUGCAGCUAAAUUUUUAAAGAAAAGAAGAAGAGGUCAAGACUGCAAAGCAGAGAUUCUCCAUGAAAUUGCUGUGCUUGAAUUAAUGAAAUCUAAUCCUCGCAUAGUUAAUCUCCAUGAAGUCUAUGAAACGACAAAUGAAAUCAUCCUAGUGUUGGAAUAUGCUGCUGGAGGAGAAAUCUUUAACUUAUGUGUCCCAGAUCUGGAUGACAGAAUUGGUGAAAGUGAUAUUAUAAGACUUAUAAGGCAAAUACUUGAAGGACUUUGCUGCUUGCAUGAAAACAAUAUUGUUCAUCUUGAUUUAAAGCCUCAAAAUAUUUUGCUGAGCAGCAUCAAUCCUCUUGGUGAUGUGAAAAUUGUAGAUUUUGGUAUGUCUCGGAAGAUUGAGAAUACUAGUGAACUGCGGCAAAUCAUGGGAACGACAGAAUACCUAGCUCCAGAAAUCUUAAACUACGAUCCUAUUACCACAGCUACAGAUAUGUGGAACAUAGGUGUAAUUUCAUACAUGCUGCUUACACAAGAAUCUCCGUUUGUGGGAGCCGACAAUCAAGAAACUUUCCUUAAUAUAUCUCAAGUUAACGUGGAUUAUUCAGAAGAAAUAUUUUCAUCAGUUUCACAGCCUGCCAAAGACUUCAUUCAAAAACUUCUCAUAAAAAAUCCAGAGGAAAGACCCACAGCAGAGGCCUGUCUCUCUCAUUUCUGGUUGCAGCAAGGGGAGUUCAUACUCUUGUGCAGCCCUGAAGAAACUUGCUGCCCUUCUCUGAUGCCAGGACAUACAACAAAAUGCUCAGAAGAGUGGAAUGUAAAAUCCAGUUGUAAUGGUACUUGUAGCAACAAGGAAGACAAAGAAAACAUUCCAGAGGACAGCAGUACUGUCUCCAAACGUUUCCGGUUUGAUGAUUCAUUGCAGUAUCCCCAAGACUUCAUGACAGACUUCGUAUGUUAAUAUGUAAUGUAGACUUUUACAAAAAGGAAUUUAACAUAAUCUUUUCCAGUGGUGAAUAUAGGAUUAUGGCUUGCCAAUUUGUGCAGUGUUGGUAUACUUGAAAUGCACUUUGAUUCUUUUAUGCUGGUACUUCCUUUUCUAUCCGUUGCUGGCAAUGGAUUUAACUCCUGAGAAACUGGGGUUUUAGCACCAAUAAAAUGAAUUAUUUUUUGAAGAAGAUAUAAUUAAAUAUUUUUGCACUUUUCAAGUUUUAAUCCAAAAAUGAUGCCAGAUUAAAACCAGGAAAAUGAGUUUAUUUAAACUAAUUUUCAGAGUUUUUGCCUAAACCUCGAGCUUUGCCAAACAGUGGCUGAAUAACACGUACAUUUUUGACUGGCCUUAAGAACUUGAUCUAAGCAGGGAAACUGAAUCUAGCUGUCUUAAUGGGCUUAUUUGGGUUAUGAUAGGUUUGUUGGGGCCAUUUGGAAUACUGCUCUCUCUCUGGGAUCGUUAGUAGUUAAGGAAAUGUUUCUGUCAUAUAAAUCUGGUCCGCCUAGGGAUUAUAAUGCAUAUUCUGCAUGAUUUCUCCUGUGUUGGAUCUCCGUAAUACUUGAACAGAAGAUGGGUAGAUUGUCAGUCCUUGUGCCUAGUGAUCCUUUGGCUCUUACCAGUGAGUUGUAUUUGAAGAGGGUGAGAUUCCCAUGCUGUCAUGAAUAUUUGAUACACUUGUUAGUUUGCUUCCAUAAAACCUCUGAAAUAGAGUUGUCUGCCUGCGUUGAUCUAUUUCUCAUCUUAAAAUAAGCAAACUAACACCAAAUGACAAAAAGCCCCUUCAUAGUUAAAAUUAAUAACUGAAUAAUCUGAAAAUAACUAUUUUUGCCAGUAAAGUUGCAAUUAAAAACUUUUAUUAUGCCCUUUUAAUGUAGAUGGGCAGUGCAUUUUUCUAUCAAUUAUUGUUAUUCACAAUAACUUAGCUUCUUGCCCUCUCUGAGAAAUGGACUGCAGUGUGUUAAUAUUUAAAGACAAACUACCCAAUACUUGUUUUUAAGCCUUUAAAUUUGCUUUGUUUAGUGGGUUUGUGUUUAAGUUAUAUCCCUUCUAAUUCCUGUUACUAGUCUCUGAGAAAUAUUGCCUAUGUCAAAUUUCAGCUUAGAGCAAAUAACAGUCAUGUCUCAACAGCCUGAAACUAAUAGUCUACCGUUGAAAUACUGACAAGAUAAGAUCCUAAUCAUAACACUGAGGCUGGAAGUCUGUUUGUGUAGGUAAUGUAUUAAAACACCUAUAAAUAUUUGGAAAGUAAAUAGCAUUUCAAAGUAAUUUGGGGAUUUUUUGUUCCUCAGAGCUUAGACUUAGUACUCUUUUUGGUUUGGUUUGUUUUGUAUAAUAAAAUAUCACAAUCUGAUGAUCUUUUCAAGUGUGCCUGUAGAUCUGACAAUAGCUAGGCAGAUUGAGGGUUUUUUUUUAUCUUCACGAAAGAAAGAAACAAUUUUUUAUUUUUUUAAUUUUUUUUACAAAGAUUUUAAUGCAAGGUUUCCUGAUAAUGUAUGGGGGAAGUUGAGGACUGUUGUCUUUUAUUUUGGGUGACAUUUCUGUUGACAAGUGAAAAGUCAGCUGAGAUGUAUUCAGCUUAUAUUUGCAGAAGUAAAAAAAAGAAUUAAAAAAUCUGAGACUUAAUGUCAAGUGAAAUGAAAUAAUAGCAUGGAUAAAGCUCAGAUGCUUAGGUGUAUAAAUGAACUGCACUGACUCUCCUCUGUAUUUUAUUUACAGUGAUAAUGAUAAUAUAUAAUUAUAAAAUGAGUUUGCUGGAGGCACUUGGAUUGUGUUCAGGUACCUUAUAAACUUACUUUUCAAAGUCCUUGUUUUUAAACUAUUUUAUGCAGACAUGUUUAGAAGUUAACAUUCACUGAAGAUAAAGAAUAAUUUUUUUACAAAAAGCUGUAAUGGAUAAAGGUAGAAAGGUGUUGCAUUUUAAGUCUCCAAAAUUAUUACUGAUCUGAAAUUACAACUGGGAAGCCUGUGAAAGUCUUUGUACUAGUGUUCUGUUUUUUAGCAUCUGAAAAUAAAGCUGAAAGCAUAUGCCAGCACUUUAUGAAAAAGUUAUUAUUCCUUAAAGUUUUUAUCAUGUUAUCUGAUGUUUUACAUUUCUUACUACUUUUGGAGCUAACUUAUCUUUAAAUUAAAAAAAAAAAAGGUCUUAUCCAAGAAACUUAAGUUUUGAAGUUUGUACUUCAUGUAAAUUCAAAAUAUGCCUUGAAUCAGAGUUUGUUUGGAUUAGCAUGUUGGAUUUAUUUUAAAAAUAUUAAUGUGCAUACAUAACAUUCUGUUGAAUGUAAAUACAUACAUUGUAGAAAAUUUUUAGCCUGUCUUGCUUCCUGCCAUAUUACUGGAGAUUAUGAAUUGUAAAUGAGUGAUGAGUAACUCAUCAUCAUGAGCGAUGAUGAUCAUUUUAAGAUGACUGAAGACAUAUUUCAAUGCAGUUCAUGACCUUUUUAUAUUAAAAAAGUAAUAAUAAACUUGCCUUUUUUCAAAA
Molecule: messenger RNA, 4925 nt
Organism: Cygnus olor (mute swan)
Lineage: Eukaryota; Metazoa; Chordata; Aves; Anseriformes; Anatidae
Gene: STK17B
Product: serine/threonine kinase 17b
Exons: 8
Coding region: 1298-2416 (372 amino acids)
Biological process (GO): intracellular signal transduction; positive regulation of apoptotic process; protein phosphorylation
Cellular component (GO): nucleus
Molecular function (GO): ATP binding; protein serine/threonine kinase activity
Source: RefSeq, a predicted model, not a curated record